AUGAAGUUCUCCGCCGUGUUAGCUCUCUCCACCGCCGUCCUGGCCUCCGCCAAGUCCGUCCGCAACCACUACCCCGUUCGUCGCGAUGGUCACAAGAAGGCUGGUUCCGAGGUUGGCAAGGCACUUCCGGCUGGUAUGAGCGGGUUUGGAGUUUCCAACAGCCAGGUCACUGAGGUCAUCAUCAUCUGGACGAACCCCGGUGCCGGCGCGCCCACAAUCAACAUCAACCCUCCUGCUGGCGGCGUUGCAGCUCCUCCGGCCGCGCCCCCCGCUGCCCCCGCUGCCCCCGCUGCUCCCCCGGCGGCUCCUCCUGCUGCUGGCCCUCAAACACACCACAGCCGUUCUAAUUUUUUGUCUCAGGUCACUGUUGGUGGCCCUUCUGGUCUCGUUUUCGUUCCCGACCAGAUCAAGGCGAACGUUGGUGACAUGGUUGUCUUUACUUUCAUGAGCCAAAACCACACCGCUACCCAGUCUGCCUUCGCGACUCCCUGCGACCCUCUAGCCGGUGGCAUGGACUCCGGCUUCGUUGCCAACCCUAACAACUCCGUCAACCCCCCUCCCCAGGUCGCGAUGCAGGUUAUGGUCUCUGACCCCUUGUGGUUCUACUGCCGCCAGGGUAACCACUGCGGUAAGGGUAUGACCUUCUCCAUCAACCCUACCGCCGAGAAGACCCAGGCUCUCUUCCAGUCGAUGGCCAUCCAGCAGAAGGGUAAAGGCGCCCCCAGCGCUAUUGUCGGUGGCCAGCCCCCCGCUGCUGCUCCCGCUACUCCCUCGGCUCCCGCUGCUGAGCCUCCCGCCGCCGCACCCCCUGCUGCCAACCCUGCUGCUCCUCCCGCCGCUGGUGGCGGCGCUACCGGCGGUGUCCAGACCGGUACUGGCCAGAUCAACGGCAACGGUGCUUGCGUCUGCGCUGUUUCCUGCACCGCUGGUUCUUUCCCCGCCGCGGUCCAGGGCGUCGGUGCUUUCGGCGGCAUGGCAGGAUCUCUUCCCAUGGAGAUGAUGGAGGCUUAA
Colletotrichum truncatum is the source of this 1011-nucleotide messenger RNA. Its product is annotated as GPI-anchored cupredoxin-like protein 1. The record is from RefSeq and is a predicted model, not a curated record. Lineage: Eukaryota; Fungi; Ascomycota; Sordariomycetes; Glomerellales; Glomerellaceae.